This is a messenger RNA of Prunus avium (sweet cherry), 826 nucleotides long. The record is from RefSeq and is a predicted model, not a curated record. NCBI's taxonomy places the organism in Eukaryota, Viridiplantae, Streptophyta, Magnoliopsida, Rosales, Rosaceae.
AUGCGACGCGACUCCAAACCUGUUUCUGAGUACCUCCAGCGUGUCAAAGCCAUAGCUGAUGAACUCGCUCUCAUCGAUGUCCCUCUCUCUGAUGACGAUCUUGUCAUCCACAUCCUUAAUGGCGUCGGCCCUGAGUUCAAAGAAAUUUCAGCCGCUGUCCAUGCUCGUGACUCGUCUAUUUCCUUCGAGACUCUUCAUGACAAACUUGUGGAAUAUGAAGCAGCCCUCAAACGGGAAGAAAGUACCACUUCUGCACCUGUGAUCACAGCAAAUACUGCUCAGCAAUCUCGAUCUUUCAAUCGAGGACCUCGCAACAACCAACCCAAUCAAUCCCGCCCCAGCUCCACCUCUGGUCCUUGUUAUUCUCGUGAUUCUGCUGCUGCCAAUUCAUCCGGCAGUCACUUCUCUUCCCGCAGCUACUCUGGUGGGUCUAACUCUCGACGUUCUACCAAUUUUUCUGGUACUGGUUAUAGGGGCUUCUGUCAAUUGUGCGAUCAACAAGGUCACAGCGCCAAACGAUGCCCUCGUGUACAGCUUGCUCAGUACCACCAACCCGUGGCAAAUCCCACUACUAGCUCUCGCACUUCACCCUCUCCUACUUGGCUCCUUGACUUCGGUGCCUCCCAUCAUGUCACAGCUGAUCCCAGCAAUCUCUCUCAGCACUUGCCCUACGAAGGUCCUGAUGAAAUUGUGAUUGGUAAUGGUAAAGGAAAUAAUGCCUCACUGGUUUCUCAGUUUGUUCAUGCUCUUGCUAGAAGGUUCUCUGUCAAGGAUCUUGGAUCCCUUCAUUAUUUUCUCGGUGUUGAAGUUGUGCCUACUACCACUG